Molecule: messenger RNA, 1110 nt
Organism: Brassica oleracea var. oleracea
Lineage: Eukaryota; Viridiplantae; Streptophyta; Magnoliopsida; Brassicales; Brassicaceae
Product: cyclin-A2-4-like
Exons: 8
Coding region: 1-1110 (369 amino acids)
Biological process (GO): regulation of cyclin-dependent protein serine/threonine kinase activity; mitotic cell cycle phase transition
Cellular component (GO): cyclin-dependent protein kinase holoenzyme complex; nucleus; cytoplasm
Molecular function (GO): cyclin-dependent protein serine/threonine kinase regulator activity
Source: RefSeq, a predicted model, not a curated record
AUGAACAAAGAGAAUGCUGUUUCUGGCAACGCCAUACCGCUCCAUGCCCAUACUGCUUCAGAAGUGGAUGUUACAACACAGAGUCUAGGACAUGUCGUUAGAGCAAACACAAAGAGAGCAUCCUUGGAUGAGAAGAAAGCCAAUGCACCUAAGAAGCGAGCUGUUCUUAAAGAUAUCACAAAGGAGAUUUCAGCUAAGUUGGAGAACAUCAAGCAGAUAGAGAAGCUGGCAUCUUCUGAUGUAUCCACUGUGGCAAGUAUUCUGCAAGUCAUUGACAUUGAUUCAGAUAACAAAGAUCCUCUACUUUGUAGCCUUUAUGCACCUGAAAUCUACUACAAUCUGCGUGUUGCCGAGCUUCAACGCAGACCAUUUCCUGAUUAUAUGGAAAGGAUACAAAGAGAUCUGACUCAUACAAUGAGAGGAAUACUAGUUGAUUGGCUUGUCGAGGUCUCAGAGGAAUACAAACUUGUACCUGAUACACUCUAUCUCACAGUAUAUCUCAUAGAUUGGUUUCUCCAUGGAAACUACAUUGAAAGACAGAGGCUUCAAUUGCUCGGCGUCACUUGUAUGUUCAUUGCUUCAAAAUACGAGGAGAAAUUUGUGCCACGCAUUGAGGAGUUCUGCUUCAUCACUGAUAACACUUUCAUAAAGGAUCAGGUCUUGGAGAUGGAGAGACAAGUACUGAUGCAUUUUAGCUUUCAGAUUUACACACCCACUUCAAAAACAUUCCUCAGGAGAUUUCUCCGGGCAGCUCAUGCUUCUGAUAUGCAGAAACCAAGUGUCGAGAUAGAGUUUCUGGCGAACUAUCUCAUGGAACUGACAUUAAUAGACUAUGAGUUCUUGAAGUUCCUUCCUUCGGUUAUCGCUGCUUCAGCUGUUUUCCUAGCUAAGUGGACACUGAACCAAUCAAGCCACCCUUGGAAUCCAACUCUUGAGCAUUACACAACGUUGAAAGCCUCAGACCUCAAAGCAUCUGUUCACGCCUUGCAAGAUCUACAGCUUAACACCAAAGGGUGCACCUUAGCUUCUAUACGCAUGAAGUAUAAGCAAGAGAAGUUCAAAUCAGUGGGGGUUUUGUCUUCUCCGGAGAUACCUGACGGGCUAUUCUGA